Aethina tumida (small hive beetle) is the source of this 1618-nucleotide messenger RNA. RefSeq names its product myrosinase 1. The record is from RefSeq and is a predicted model, not a curated record. The coding region runs from base 16 to 1578 and encodes 520 amino acids. Gene Ontology annotation, molecular function: beta-glucosidase activity. NCBI's taxonomy places the organism in Eukaryota, Metazoa, Arthropoda, Insecta, Coleoptera, Nitidulidae. The transcript is spliced from 8 exons. Gene Ontology annotation, biological process: carbohydrate metabolic process.
GUUAUUUAGUUAUGUAUGGAGAUCAACAUAAUGAAAAUAUUGACGUGUUGUGUCCUUGUGUUGCUUGCUCUAGUAGCAGCGGAUGACACAUUUCCCGAAGAUUUUUCUUGGGGUGUUGCCACUGCGGCCUAUCAAGUAGAGGGUGGAUGGAAUGCUGACGAUAAAGGUGAAAAUAUUUGGGACUAUAUGCUCCAUCUCAACCCCGGAUUUGUAUGGAACAACCAAAACGGCGACGUUGCUUGCGAUACGUACACACAUGCAGUUGAAGACGUUGAAAUAUUAAAAGCAAUGGGUGUCAAUCAUUAUCGUUUUUCUAUUGCCUGGACGAGAAUUUUGCCUACCGGCAAGAACGAUUAUAUUAGUGAGGCAGGCGUCAGAUACUACAACAACCUGAUCAAUGCGUUGAUUGACGCUAACAUAAAGCCAUUAGUUACAUUACAUCAUUGGGAUUUGCCGCAGAGUCUCGAGGACCAGGGUGGUUUCUUGAGUCAGGAAAUGCCACAGUGGUUUGAGGAUUAUGCAAGAGUUUGUUUUGAAAAGUUUGGGGACCGUGUUAAAAACUGGGUUACCUUCAACGAACCUAUAACUACAUGCAGAGAUGGAUACGAAUCUGGAGACAAAGCACCAUCUAUUAAAAAUCCUGGCACUGGCGCCUAUGAAUGUGCCCACCAAGUUUUGUUGAGCCACGGUAAAGCUUACAGGCUCUAUGAAAGGGAAUUUAAGUCUAAUCAAAAUGGACGUGUUUCGAUUGUAAUUGAUACCAGCUGGUAUGAUCCAAAAACUGACAGCGACGCUGACAGAGAGGCAGCAAAUAGGAAUCUUAUAUUCAACUAUGAGUGGUGGAUGAUGCCUUUGUACCAAGGUGACUAUCCAGAACUCAUUAAAACAGUGGUGGCCGAAAACAGUAGAGAAGAAGGAUUACCUAAAUCACGCUUGCCGGAGUUUACUGAUGAACAAAAAGCCAUGCUUAAAGGAUCAUAUGAUUUUGUUUCAUUAAACCAAUAUACCACUUACCGGUGUACUCCGGGUGGUGACUGGUCAGAGAAGACAUCCUCUUGGUGGCGUGACAUUAAAGUUGAUUGUGACCAACCUGACGACUGGAAACCAGGUUCUGGCUGGCUUAGAGUUACUCCAUGGGGAAUGAAGAGCAUGUUAGAAUAUAUUAGGGAUCGUUAUGAUAAUCCAGAAGUAAUAAUCACUGAGAACGGGUAUUCAGAUGGUGGUGAAUUGAAGGACGAGGAUAGAACGUACUAUCAUAGAGCGUACAUAGAAAAAGUACUUGAAGCAAUAAAUGAUGGAUGUAAUGUAAAGGGAUACACAGCCUGGAGUUUCUUGGAUGAUUUUGAAUGGACUGCUGGCUAUUUAGCUAAAUUUGGACUAGUAAGAAUCGAUUUCGAUGCACCCGAAAGGACAAGGACAAGAAAGUAUUUUUCGUAUGUUUAUGAAAACAUAAUUAAAACACGAAAGGUAGAUUGGAAUUACGUACCAGACUGGCCAGGUGAAUUGCAUAAUUCAAACCAAACGAUAACCUACCCGAAGAAACGAUUUUCGAAGAAAUAUCUUCGUAAGAAGAAUUAAUUAUAUAUUAUCGAUAAUAAAAAUAAUUCUAUUUUAAGAA